This is a messenger RNA of Spathaspora passalidarum NRRL Y-27907, 2994 nucleotides long. RefSeq lists its product as uncharacterized. Gene Ontology annotation, molecular function: small GTPase binding. Bases 1 to 2994 code for a protein of 997 amino acids. Gene Ontology annotation, biological process: protein import into nucleus. Lineage: Eukaryota; Fungi; Ascomycota; Pichiomycetes; Serinales; Debaryomycetaceae. The transcript has a single exon. Gene Ontology annotation, cellular component: cytosol; nuclear envelope. The record is from RefSeq and is a predicted model, not a curated record.
AUGGACAAAGGAACGUUACUUAAAGCCCUUGGCGGCACAUUGGAUGCCAAUCCGCAGGUUAGAAAACAAAGUGAGGCGGAAUUGCACACCUUUGAACAACAGCCGGGGUUCACCGCCUACUUGCUUGAUUUGAUCGUGGAAGCCGACAUUCCGCUAGGCAUCAAGAUCUCUGCUGCUAUUUUCUUCAAAAACCGUGUGGUUAACUACUGGUUGCAGCCGGAAAACAAAGCACCUUCCCCCAUUUGCAUUCGUGACAAUGAAAAGGGGGAUAUCAAGGAGAAGUUGAUUACUACCUUGUUCAAGAGCUACAAAAACACACAAAUUAGAAUACAGUUAGCCACGGCGUUGAAUUCAAUCUUGAGUUCCGAGAAGUGGGAGGAGUUGACUUUGAUAAUCAAGGACUUGUUGAAGGAUGUCCACGAUGUCGACCGUGUGUACACCGCCUUGAUUUGUGUGUACGAGUACACCAAGAAUUAUAGAUGGGCCGGUUUGGAAACCGGUUCAAACCCGGUAUUGGAGGAAAUCACCAACGAGAUAUUCCCCUUGCUCGAAUCGUUGACUAAUAAGUUACUCCAAAGCGAUGACAGAAUCGCCGAUGAAAUGCUUUAUCUUAUCAUCAAGACAUUCAAGUUUACUACAUAUUCCGCCAUGCCCACUUACUUCCAAGACAUGAAUAAGUUGGGACAAUGGUGUCAGAUCCACAUUGUGAUCAUCAAUAAGCCAUUACCGCAGGAAAUAUUGGAUGAAGACGCCGACCAAAGAACCUUGCAUCCAAGAAUCAAGACCAUCAAGUGGUGCUUUGGAAACUUCCACAGAUUAUUGAGCAGACACGGAGGUGGUGUAAUCACCAAGGAAAAGAAGACCAGUCAGUUUGCCCAAAAUUUCUUGUCGAAUUUCGUGCCCGAAAUAUUAUCAGUUUAUUGGAAAGUUAUCGAGAACUGGUCAACUAAAACCGUGUGGUUGAGCGAAGCCUCCUUGUUUCAUUUGAUUUCAUUCUUGGAACAAUUGAUAGAAACUCCUGCCUGGGAUUUAAUCAGUGAUAAAUUGGAUGCCAUUAUAAGACAUGUCCUCAUGCCUACUCUUUCUGCCAAUGAGGAAACCAUAGAGUUAUACGAAGACGAACCGGAAGAAUACAUUAGACGAUUCUUUGACAUCAAUAGAGAAAGCAACACUGCCGAUGUUGCUUCGAUCAACUUUAUUUACAGAAUUGCUUCCAAGAAGUUUAGACUGACGAUUAACUUAGUUUUAAAUAUCAUUAACGAAAUAUUGAGUUUGAGAGGUAACGACAGAAACAAUUUGGAAAUCGCCAUGAAGACCGAAGGUGCAUUCAGAAUCUUAUCUACCGUUUCAUACAAAUUAGAUGUUAAGUUGUCGCCCAUUUGCGGACAAGUUGACAAAGUCUUGCACACGUUUGUCUAUCCGGAAUUAUUGCCAGAAUCAUCAGCCAAAACUCCAUGGUUGACUGCUAGAGCUUGUGAUACUUUGGCUAUUUUCAAUACUCACAAGUAUACCGAUAUGGCCAUCUUGCAAGACAUUUUCCAAGGUGUUGUUUCAUGUUUCUCUAACGACGACCAAUUCCCAAUUCAAUUGACUGCUGCCGACGCCUUGUGUACUUUGGUCGAAGAAGAUCUUGUUGCUGAACAUGUCUCUAAGCAAGCACCACAAUUAAUGGGUAACUUGUUGGAAAAGUCCAAGAAGUUUGAAAGCGACAUCUUGACUAAUGUUAUGGAUACAUUUGUGCAAAAGUUUGCCAAGGACUUGGAACCAUAUGCUGUGGAAUUGGCUACUCAAUUAGUGGACCAAUUUAUGAGAUUAGCAGCCGAGAUUUUGGAAAACACGGGUGGCGACAUUGAAGAUAAGGAGUAUCAAGCUGCUAGUAUUUUAAGUACAUUGACUACCUUGAUCAUUGCCAUGAUUCAUUCUCCUAAAGUUGGUGUUUCUCUUGAACCAGUACUUGAAAAUAUGAUCAAAGUCGUGUUGGAAAAUGCCAUGGUGAAUUUCUUGACAGAAACCAUUGAAAUCUUAGAAUCAUUGUUGUUUAGUUCUCAUGAUGUUUCACCAACCAUGUGGCUGAUUUUCCAAGUGGUGAUUGAAUCAUUUGAAACUUAUGCCUUUGAAUAUUUCAGUUUCUUCCAACCAUUCUUUGAAGGAAUUAUAAAUUAUGGGUUCACCAAAGCCACCAUGGACAGUCCAUACGUGCAAUCAUUCUUGAAUGUCUGUUUCAACAUGCUCAAGUCUGACGAUUUGGAUCCAUUGUUUGCCCAUUCUGCAUUUGAAGAUAUCGAAUUGACCAUCUUGGCUAUGGGCCCAAGGUUUGUUCCUUUCUUACAAGCAUUCUUGCCGGAGAUCUUUGAUAUUUUCAGUAAACUUGAAUCGGAAAACAUGUUUGACGGAUACAUGUUGCAUCAUUUAUCUAUCCUUCGUGUGUUGUUUGCAUCCAUCUACAUUGAUCCAGUCACCACGGUGCAAUUCCUCACCUCGAAGCAAUUCCUCGCUAGUUUUUACAAAUUAUGGUUGAGACACAGUGAUGAUUUCCAAAGUGUCUACGGAUGCAAAUUGCAAAUAUUGGCCAGCUUGUCAUUAGUCAAUAGCCAAGCCAUCACGAUGAUCCCUGAGGAUUUGGUUGGCGAAACUGUCGAUUUACUCUUGGGCAACAUUGCCGCGUUGCCUAAUGCCAUCAAGGCCAAGAACUUGAUCCUUGCGCAAGAAUCAAGCAGCAAACAGCCACAAUUGGGAGCUACUGGGGAAGACGACGAGGAAGACGACUAUGAAGGGGUAGAUUACGAAGACGAUUUAGAAGCUGACGAAGCGGAAUUGGAAGCCAUGAAACAAACUCCGAUCGAUGAAGUCAAUGUGUUCCAAGAGUUUACUUCUGCGUUCUUGUCUAUGCAACAGCACGAUUCACGCAAGCAUCAAGUGUUGUUUGGCGGUAUUGAAGAUAGCAAGAAGGAGUUGAUUGAGCAUUUGAUUAAUAUCACCAGGGAACAUAACUAA